AAUUAAUGUAAUAAUCACAAUAAGCUCAUACAGCACCAAUUCAAUCUGCUAGUUAUACAGUGACUCUAUUAAAAAAAUAAUUAAAGUGUAAUUGAAUUUACUUAUUUUAGAAUUGGAGGAGAGUAAAACAAUAGAAGGUGUUUCAGUUGGUUUAGAGGGAAAUAGUUUAUAUUCAUGGAAUAUUAGUUUUGCUGGUCCUUCAGAUACAUUAUAUGAAGGUGGAUAUUUUUAAGCUUUGAUGAAAUUUCCAGAAGAUUAUCCAAAUUCCCCACCAACAUUUAGAUUUUUGACAGAAAUGUGGCAUCCAAAUAGUAUUUAGACUAUAAUUGACAUUAGUAUAUACUGAUGGAAGAGUUUGUAUUUCAAUUUUACAUGCAUAAGAUGAAUUUAAUGAUUAAGAACCACCAGAAACAAGGUAUUCUCUAAAAUCAUAAUAUAAGAUGGAGACCUAUUUUAACACCAGAAGAUGUCUUAAUUUCUAUAGUUUCAAUGUUAUCUGAACCAAACAUCAAUUCACCAGCCAAUGUUGAUGCAGGAAUUCAAUUCAGAGAUCGACCUGAUGAAUAUAAGAAAAAAGUGAGAAAAUUAAUUGAUAAAGCAUUAGAAAAUUUAUGACUGCUU
This is a messenger RNA of Paramecium sonneborni, 621 nucleotides long. Lineage: Eukaryota; Ciliophora; Oligohymenophorea; Peniculida; Parameciidae. The record is from the annotation of a GenBank genome assembly.